AUGUACGUGGAUGAUGCUUUGGUAGGAGCACAUUCGGUUUCAGAUGCUAUUGGCGCACGGCUUCAGCUUGUUCAGGCUUUGAAAUCAGCAGGUUUUCAGAUGCGAAAGUGGACCUCGAAUUCCAGAGACAUUUUAUCCGACAUUCCUUCCGAGGAUCUACUACGCGAUGAUUUCCUUCAGUUUGAUGAUCGGAGCACCGCCAAGACGUUGGGCAUUCGCUGGAAUGCGAUGUCUGACUGUUUUUACUUUUCCAUACAGCCAUUUCCGGCUACAAAUGCCUUUUCUAAACGCGAGGUUCUAUCCCAAAUCUCCAAACUUUUCGACCCAGCAGGAUGGCUUUCGCCAUGCAUUAUUAUUGCAAAAAUAAUUAUGCAACAAAUCUGGAUGGAAAAGACUGACUGGGACGAAAUUAUUUCUCCAUCGACUCUGUCCCAAUGGAGGUUGUUUCAGGACAAUUAUCUGUUAAUCAACCAGAUAAGAGUUCCUCGGUGGUUCCAAUAUAUUCCGAAUUCUAAGAUCCAAUUCCAUGGGUUCUGCGAUGCCUCUGAAAAGGCAUAUGCAGCUGUUCUUUACGUUCGUAUUGAGGUGAACGAUUCCAUUGCCACCAAUCUGGUGUUAUCCAAGACCAGAGUUGCGCCAAUCAAAACCCUUUCUAUCCCACGCUUAGAAUUGUGUGGUGCAGCAUUACUCGCCGAUAUGAUUGACGGCAUUAUACCCCAGUUGAAUGUCGAUUCGUAUUCUAUAUACUGUUGGACGGACUCCACAAUCGUGCUUUCGUGGCUGUCCAAACCUCCAUGCUAUUGGGCGACGUUUGUGGCCAAUCGGGUAUCCAAAAUUGUCGAGGUUAUUAGUCCUUCCAAUUGGAGUCAUGUGACCUCCGAAUGUAACCCAGCCGAUUUGGCAAGCAGGGGUGUAUAUCCUAGGGAUCUGCUUGAAAGCCGAUUAUGGUGGAAGGGGCCGCAGUGGCUGAUGGAAUCAUGCGAUUCAUGGCCCGUGACGGGCCAUGUGCCCUCAGAGAUUAUUGAGAUCGAGAGGAAAUCUCUGAAGGUUAAUUUUACCUAUUUUAACCACUUUGAGGAUAUUCUAGACAGAUUUUCUUCUUUCUCUAGAGCCUUACGAGUCGUGUCAUACAUAUACCGUUUUUAUUUUAGGACACACUCGAAGUACCGCUCAGAUUUUCGUGCUGAUUCCAGAGUUUUAUCAAAUUCCGAGGUAACAAUGACUCGGGACCGAUUGAUUGCCAUGAGUCAGAAGGCAUUCUAUCCAAGGGAAUACUUGUCCUUGUCAUUAAAAAAUCCCAUUUUGAAAUCAAGUUCGCUUUUGAAUUUAAAUCCAUUUUGCGAUUCUGAAGGUGUUUUACGGAUUUGUGGUCGGCUUACUUCUUCUCCAUUCUUAACGUAUAAUGAAAGACAUCCGGUUAUACUGCCAUAUAAUUGUCAAUUCUCCCGUCUAUUGGUUCGUUUUGUCCACGAAAUUUCCCUCCAUGGCGGCAAUCAACUGGUUCUAAGGUUGAUCCGUAUGCAGUAUUGGAUUCCAAAAGUUAAGAACUUGAUAAAGACGGUUAUAAACAAAUGUAAGCCUUGUAUCCUCUAUAGGCGUAGAUGUCAGACCCAACUCAUGUCAGCUCUCCCUCCAGAGAGAGCUGAAAUUUCACGUCCAUUUGUUCACACAGGCCUGGACUUUGCCGGACCAUUCGACAUUAAAUAUUAUGGAGGAAGAGGUUGCCGCAUGACCAAGGGUUAUGUAUGUGUGUUUGUCUGCUUUUCCACCAAGGCAAUACACCUUGAAGCCACUUCAGACCUCUCCACAUCUGCCUUUCUAGCUGCCUUCAGUCGUUUCAUUGCUCGUAGGGGAUGUCCCUUACACAUUCAUUCUGAUAACGGCACAACGUUUGUUGGCGCCUCGAGAUCCUUGGCUAAGGAAUUUAUCCGAUCUUCCCAAGAAGCAAUCCUAUCGGGCUAUGCCCACCAGAAUAUAUCCUGGCAUUUUAUUCCACCUGGGGCCCCCCAUAUGGGAGGCCUUUGGGAAGCUGGAGUAAAAAGUUUUAAACUUCACUUCCGGAAAGUUGCUGGAAACGUAAAAUACACUUUCGAGGAAUUCCAAACGCUUUUGUCCAAAAUAGAAUCUUGCCUCAAUUCUCGUCCACUGUCGCCUAUGUCCCAAAGUCCAUCCGACUUUGACGCUCUUACGCCAGGACACUUUCUUAUAGGUUCGCCCAUUUUGGCACCUAUAGAUCCGAAUGUUCGUGAAGCUCCUAUGUCUUUGCUAAAUCGUUGGCAGAGACUCCAAUCAAUUCAUCAGCACUUUUGUGCCCGAUGGAAAGAUGAGUAUUUAAAAGAGCUUCAUAAACGCCACAAGUGGCAACGGCCGACAGAGAAUUUAGAAGAAAACAUGUUGGUAGUCGUAAGAGACGAAAACACACCGCCAAACACUUGGCGUCUAGGCAGGAUUUCGAAGAUAUAUUUUGGUAGCGAUCGUAGAGUCCGCGUUGCCGAUGUAGUCACUGAAAAGGGCGUUAUUACAAGACCGAUUACAAAAUUGGUUAUCCUUCCAUCGGAAAGCACUUAA
This is a messenger RNA of Stomoxys calcitrans (stable fly), 2568 nucleotides long. RefSeq lists its product as uncharacterized. The transcript has a single exon. Gene Ontology annotation, molecular function: nucleic acid binding. Gene Ontology annotation, biological process: DNA integration. Lineage: Eukaryota; Metazoa; Arthropoda; Insecta; Diptera; Muscidae. Bases 1 to 2568 code for a protein of 855 amino acids. The record is from RefSeq and is a predicted model, not a curated record.